Molecule: messenger RNA, 7223 nt
Organism: Coffea arabica (coffee)
Lineage: Eukaryota; Viridiplantae; Streptophyta; Magnoliopsida; Gentianales; Rubiaceae
Source: RefSeq, a predicted model, not a curated record
CAUCUUAUCCUAUCCACCUCUAACUCUCUUCUCAUUCUAUUUCUCAUUUCUUUUAUCCUAUGCUUCUCUCAAAACUCACAAUAACAAAUACGAGGGCUAGUUUUCCCUCUUUCUUUCUAUCUUUUUGGCCCCCCUUCUCCUCCUAGAUACUUUUAAUUCCCUGUAUUUCUUCCUUUAUGGUGUCUCUGUUUAUAACAAAGUUCGCUUCUACUACGAAAAACUAUACACUGUAGCAUUACAAACCCGCAUUUGCACCUUCCAGACUAGCUAAAUUUGGAACUUCUGAAGCAUUUUUAACUACUGAUUGUGCUUUUUUACUUCGUUUCUUAUUUUUAUUUCACUUGAAUUGAACUAUUUAGCUUGGCCCAGAAAAGUUGAGCAUUAGCUAAUUUGGGUUAUGUGCAUUUAUAUUGGCGGCUGUCAUACAACAACAACAACAACAGAAGGGUUUAUGGUGCAAUUUAUAUUGUAAUAACGUAAGUAUUAUGGAUUGUGUAGUGAAGUAAAGCUGAUUAUAGGAUUGUUGUAAACUAAACAAAAGUUAUUCGCAAUCCAAUCCUUUCAAGAAGAAAAUGGCUCCUAAAAGUGGGAAGGCUAAGCCCCACAAAGCUAAAGGAGAGAGGAAGAAGAAAGAAGAGAAAGUAUUGCCUACAGUUAUAGAAAUAACAGUAGAUACACCUGAGGAUUCACAAGUGACACUUAAGGGAAUAUCGACGGAUAAAAUUCUAGAUGUGAGAAAGCUUUUAGCGGUCCAUGUCGAGACAUGCCACUUAACCAACUACUCCUUGUCACACGAGGUCAGAGGUUCACGGCUGAAGGAUUCCGUCGAAAUCACCUCUCUGAAACCAUGCCACCUCACUAUUGUUGAAGAGGACUACACUGAAAGCCAAGCCGCGGCCCACAUUCGACGACUACUCGACAUUGUCUCUUGCACGACGUCGUUUGGCGUUACAUCUUCUUCGCCCAAAUCUGACGGUAAACCCGGUUCAAAGGAUACAGGUCACAAGGAAUCCGGUUCUGCUGAGUCCGAACCCGGCCCGGAAAAUGUCGUUUCCGAAUCGACUUCUAAGCCCAAACUCUCCGGCAAGAAGUCCGGCACCGUUUCUCCCCACGAGAGACUCAAGCCGGCGAAGCCCGAAAGUAUUUCCAAUGACGGAGACUUGGCGGAGAAAAAUGGCGAUGCUUCCGCAGCUAUAAUGUGUCCUCCGCCGCGGCUCGGGCAGUUCUAUGAUUUUUUCUCCUUCUCUCAUCUCACUCCUCCCAUCCAAUAUAUUAGGAGAUCAAAUCGACCAUUUCUGGAUGAUAAAUCCGAAGAUGAUUUCUUUCAAAUUGAUGUUAGGGUUUGUAGUGGGAAGCCAACAACAAUUGUUGUUUGUGAGAAAGGGUUUUAUCCAGCUGGAAGAAGAAUUCUUCUGAGACAUUCUUUGGUCGGAUUACUCCAACAAUUAAGCAGAGUUUUUGAUGCUGCAUAUAAAUCUCUGAUGAAAGCUUUCAGUGAGCACAAUAAAUUUGGGAAUCUUCCUUAUGGUUUUCGAGCGAAUACAUGGGUUGUACCACCUUUUGUUGCUGAGCAGCCAUCAACAUUUCCUCCAUUGCCUGUUGAAGAUGAGAACUGGGGAGGACAUGGAGGUGGACAAGGAAGAGAUGGGAAGCAUGAUAAUAGGCAGUGGGCGAAAGAAUUUGCAAUUUUGGCAGCAAUGUCGUGUAAGACAGCAGAGGAAAGGCAAAUUCGAGAUAGAAAAGCCUUUCUACUUCACAGUUUAUUCGUUGACAUUUCAGUCUUUAAGGCUGUUGCAGCAAUAAAGAAUCUUGUGGAAAAUAAUCAGCACUCGCCAACUGGUUCUAGUUCCAUCGAAAAUGAACAGAAACUUGGAGAUCUACUGAUUACGGUGACAAAGGACAUGGCUGAUGCAAGUAUGAAAUUAGAUUGCAAGAAUGAUGGGAUUCGUGUUCUUGGGAUGUCACAAGAGGAACUUACUAAGCGAAAUUUACUCAAAGGGAUAACUGCAGAUGAAAGUGCAACUGUUCAUGAUACUUCUACUCUGGGUGUUGUGGUUGUUAAACACUGUGGCUAUACAGCUAUUGUGAAAGUGGUAGCUGAAACAAAUCAGAAUGAUAGUUUAGUUUCCCAGGACAUUGACAUUGAGGACCAGCCUGAGGGAGGUGCAAAUGCCUUGAACGUGAAUAGCUUAAGAAUGCUGUUGCACAAGACACCAACAUCCCAAGCAUCCAGACUGGUUCAAAGAUCAAAUACUACAGACCUCGAAGAUUUACGUACAUCUAGGUCAUUGGUAAGAAAGGUGUUAGGUGAAGGUUUGUUGAGGUUGCAAGCGGAGGACACCAAACAAGCAAAACCAAUUAGAUGGGAGCUGGGGGCCUGUUGGGUGCAACAUUUACAAAAUCAAAGUGCAGGUAAAACUGACUCUAAAAAAGGUGAAGAUAAAGUUGAGCAAGCUGUAAAGGGUCUUGGAAAAAGUGGUGGACUGCUCAAGGAUAUUAAGAAAAAACUAGAUGACCGAAACUCAAAUUCUGAGCAAAGAAAAGAAGCUGCAAAUGAUGGUUUUGAUGUGGGAAAGAAAGAGCUUGAAGAGUUAGAUGAGGCAAAAGAAACGAUGUGGAAACAACUGCUUUCUGAAGCAUCAUACUUGCGCCUUAAAGAUUCAGAGACUGGUCUUCAUCUAAAGUCACCCAGCGAGUUGAUUGAGAUGGCACACAAGUACUAUGCUGAUAGUGCACUUCCAAAACUGGUGGCUGAUUUUGGCUCCCUUGAACUUUCACCAGUCGACGGAAGGACGCUGACUGAUUUCAUGCAUACAAGGGGUUUGCAAAUCUGCUCCUUAGGACGUGUGGUUGAGCUUGCAGACAAACUUCCUCAUGUACAGUCACUCUGUAUACAUGAGAUGGUUGUUCGAGCUUACAAACAUGUAUUGGAUGCAGUUGUAGCAGCAGUAGAUAAUAUUGGUGACUUGGCCUUGUCAAUUGCAUCAUGUUUAAAUGUACUGCUAGGAACAGCACCUGAAGGAAAUGCUGAUUCAGAAAUUACUAAUGAUGAUAACUUGAAAUGGAAGUGGGUGGAAACUUUUCUUUUUAAAAGAUUUGGGUGGAAAUGGAAGGACGAAAACAGCCAUGACCUCAGAAAGUUUGCCAUUCUUCGUGGGCUUUGCCAUAAGGUUGGACUGGAGCUUGUUCCCAGGGACUAUGACAUGGAUACAUCUUGCCCUUUUAAGAAGACAGACAUUAUAAGCAUGAUACCUGUAUACAAGCAUGUUGCGUGUUCAUCAGCUGAUGGGCGUACUUUGUUAGAAUCAUCAAAAACAUCCUUGGAUAAAGGUAAACUGGAGGAUGCUGUUAAUUAUGGAACUAAGGCACUCUCCAGAUUUGUAUCAGUUUGUGGACCUUACCAUAGAAUGACAGCUGGAGCAUAUAGUCUUCUUGCCGUGGUUCUCUACCAUACUGGAGAUUUUAAUCAGGCUACAAUUUACCAGCAAAAAGCUUUGGAUAUAAAUGAGAGGGAGCUUGGACUUGAUCACCCAGAUACAAUGAAAAGUUAUGGAGACUUGGCUGUUUUUUACUAUCGGCUCCAGCAUACAGAGUUGGCCUUAAAGUAUGUCAAUCGCGCAUUGUAUCUCUUGCAUCUAACUUGUGGACCAUCUCAUCCAAAUACGGCUGCGACUUACAUUAAUGUUGCAAUGAUGGAAGAAGGUUUGGGCAAUGUCCAUGUUGCUCUGAGGUACCUCCAUGAGGCUCUUAAAUGCAAUCAAAGACUUCUUGGAGCUGAUCAUAUCCAGACUGCAGCCAGCUAUCAUGCUAUAGCAAUUGCUCUCUCUUUGAUGGAAGCAUAUUCACUGAGUGUUCAGCAUGAACAAACCACUCUUCAAAUACUGCAGGCAAAACUUGGGCCAGAUGAUCUUCGUACACAGAUGUUUCUUCAGGAUGCGGCUGCGUGGCUUGAAUAUUUUGAGUCAAAGGCCCUGGAGCAGCAAGAAGCAGCUCGCAAUGGUACCCCAAAACCAGAUGCCUCUAUUUCUAGCAAAGGACAUUUAAGUGUGUCAGAUUUGCUGGAUUACAUAACGCCGGAUGAAGUAAGGGAUGCCCAAAAGAAACAAGCUCGUGCAAAGGUUAAAGGCAAAAUAGGACAAUAUGGGGAGGCUGUUGAAGAUAAAUAUAACAAGGAUGAAUUGCUAUCACCAGCUCAUUCUGUGGUGGAGAAUUCGAGUGAUAAAGAGAACAAAUCUGAGCUUCUAUUUAUGGAAACUAUUGACAAGAACCAUGAUUUAUUUCCAGCAGAGCAAACAAUAUUAAAUGAACCUGAUGAUCUUGUGCAGGAUAAUAGAUCUGAAGAAGGAUGGCAAGAAGCUUUACCUAAGGGUCGCUCAUCGAUGGGCCGAAAGCCUCCUGGCUUAAGGAGGCCCAACCUCGCAAAACUGCACACCAACUUAACGAACACUUCUCAGGUAUCCAAAUUCCAUGGUAAAAGCACCACUUUCUCAUCUCCAAGGACAUCAUCUAAUGAGUCUGCUGCUGCUUCCACACUUACUCCUGCUCCAAAGAAGUUCGGGAAGAGUUCUAGCUUCAGUCCAAAGUCAAUUAAUCCUGCAAUUUCAAUUGGUGGUGUAGAAAAAUCAGCUAACCCAAAAUCAGCCCCUGUGAGCCCUGCUUCUACUGAUCUGGUGAGUAAGGCUGAUGAAACCAUAAGUUCGGUCAGUAUUCAGACAGCUGGAAAACAUUUUUCCUACAAAGAAGUUGCUUUAGCUCCACCUGGUACAAUAGUGAAGGCAGUGACUGAAAAGUCUCCAAAUGAAAGUUCUGUAGAAGCAAGUCUUCCCAUAAGGAAGGAGACAGGUGUGGCAUCUAAAAGUGAAGUAAUAGAAAGGAAUAAUGGGGAGGAAAUACAAGUGAACAGUCCCAUCGAAGAGAAAUCAACAGUGGAUCUUGAUGGGCAAAUGGAUGAAGAUUCCAACAGAAAAGAACAAAUAGAAGAGAUAGCUACUACCUUAGUAAAAUCUUUAGAAGGAGAUGAAACUGAAGAUUCUAAAGGAAAAGGAUCUGAAGUCACUGAGGGUAAACAAGAAAGGAGUAUUGUUGAAAGCAAGGAAGGAGAAGCCGGGCAAGGUUCUGUUUUGGAAGGUGAGAAUUCUAGUUCUUCUGAAAAGUCAGAACUUGGCACUUCCAAAGUGGAAGUGUCUGAAAGACCGGGUGGCAAAUGUAAGGAAGCGUCGUCUGAGAAUGAAUCUAUUUCUACUUCAGCAGAAAAUACCACCCCGCUGUCACAAAAACAUGAAUUUAACCCAAAAGACGAAGUAGAAGCUAUACAGGAGAAGCUUUCUGCUGAAAAUGAAGCAAACGAAGAUAAAGAAAUUGCAAGUUCUUUAUCCAAUGGAGGAGUAAAACAAGGGGAUUCUGAGACUGGAAAAGGAACAAGCAAGAAGCUUUCUGCAGCUGCUUCUCCAUUUAAUCCAUCAUCAGUUCCAGUUUUUGGCUCAGUUCCAGCGCAAAGCUUUAAAGAGCUUGGAGGAUUAUUGCCCCCUCCUGUAAAUAUUCUACCACUGCUUCCAGUUAGUCCAGCUCAUAGAUCACCACAUCAGUCAGCAACUGCAAGAGUUCCAUAUGGUCCCCGACUCUCAGGUGGCUAUACUGGAUCAAGAAAUCGGGUACCACGUAAUAAAACUGUUUACCACAGUGAUGAACAUAAUGGGGAUGCAAGUCAUUUCAGCCUGCCACGAGUAAUGAACCCACAUGCAUCUGAGUUUGUCCCUGGCCAGCCAUGGGUUCCAAAUGGUUAUCCAAUUGCUCCAAAUGGUUAUAUAGUUUAUUCAAAUUGUACUGCUGUAUCACCAAAUGCUUAUCCUAUACCCCAAAAUGGUGUACUAGUUUCACCAAAUGGCUCUUCAGCACCCUCCCAUGUUUUUCCUGUGACUCAAAAUGGGUUACCAGUACCAGUAGAAUCUGUAGAAACUCGUUCAGUUGCAGAACAUGUUGAAGGUCAGAAUGAAGUAGGAUCAGAUGGAUGUAAAGAGGAGUCCUCCAUGAACUUGACAGGUGAAAGCUCAAUAGUCGAGAAAGUUGAAGAGAAUCAAUCUGAUGAUGGUGAAAAACCAUGUGAUGAUGAGUCUGGAGUUGCCGAAAAGUCAUGUACAGAUCCUGAAAAAAAGACCACAGAUACGGCAACCCAAAUUCCUGAGAUUGUUGCUGCAAAAGAAAGCUGUGGUAGCAUUCUGGUGGAGAAGACUAAAACUAAAUGUUGGGGAGAUUAUAGUGAUGGUGAAACUGAGAUUGUUGAGAUCAAAAGUUGAGAAAGUCUAAGUUCUGAUGGGCUAUAACUUUUUGAUAGAACUGAACGGUCAUAGUGCCAAGUUGUUGGACAUGCAACAAUGCCAAGAGCAAUAAGUGAGACUUGGUAUAUGUGAAAGUCCAGGAGUUCUGUAGCUAAGAUUCUAUCUUGUGGGAAGGACCAAUAUAGCUGAUGAGGUACCAAAUAUGAGUUUGACUGAAUGACGACUUUGAAAUUGGUAUGUUGUACAAAAAGCAUUUAUUUGACCUUGAAAUCAAUAAGUCACAAUGAGAAUAAACCUAGCGAGCAAUGGAUCUUGAUGGAGGACCGGGUUUUUGGGUCUACCUUGAUCUGUUCUUUUCUGGAAUUCAAAUUUUGUCGGUUCUUCAUUAAUCAAGACCUUGUAGGAGUUUUGGAUCUUCAGGUACUCAGCAAAUGAUGAUGGGAGAGUGAGAGUCGAAACGGAGAUGCAUCACUUCUAUCUCUCAUUCAAAACUGCGCAUGAGACUUUCAUCUAACAUGGAGCCUAAGUGAUCUUCCUUUUUUUUUUUUUUUUGAUUACCUUCCUCGCAUAUGUACAACACGUAGACCUGCCAGGGUGUCAUAAUUUCUCCAUUCCAGUUUUACUUUGUUGUGAUUUGAGGAAUUUUAGCUUUGGUGCCAAUUAUUUGAUAAUUAGGCUUAUCUUUAGUCUAGCCUAAGAGAGUAGCAGUCACAGACUUGGAUGGAUCCACAUAUUAGGCUGCCAAGUUUAGAUUUUUGCAGUUUAUUCUUUUAUGUGCACCAUUCCCUUUUCUGAACAAGGAUGAGCUCUGUUAUUUGUUAGUAAACAAAUAUGCAGAAUUUUGUUCAAUGUGUGCAUAAUAUGCUUUGUGAGAGUGCAUGUAUUAUUUUCAUCUUGCUAUACAUGUAAUUUUCAAUUGAUUUAGGUGAAGAAUGUCAUUUGAUUGAC